GUUAAUCUUAUUCUGCAAAUUUGAGGCAGAGUGGCUUCCUAACCUCAAAUAAGCGCCGUAGGUAAUUUGUUUACAGAGUGAAAAAUGUCUGAGCCGGAGGCGAAAAGACGCAAGUUCUUCAAUAAUAAGAAUAAAAACUAUUACGUGCAGAAAUCAAAGCGUCAGUUCCUUGAAUCGGGUCAACACGGAUUUCUUGCGACAUGCAACUUCCGCGAGAAGGAUUGCGUCCGGGAAAGUUACAACAUUCUCAAUCAAUACGCAGAUGAGUUGUAUGGGCCACAGCCGAAGGAAGCUGAAGAACAACCCGACAAGGAUUCAGAAGGUGAUAUUACAGACGAAUUGCAAAAACAAAUUAAUGAAGCAAAAGAGGACGCGAAAGAAAAGAAAUUUAGAUUCCAAGUCGUUGAUACCGGAGCAAACAAUUGCAUUUUCAUCAAAACCACAUUACCUGAUCCGGUAGAAUUGGGAGUGAAAAUUGUUAGGGACAUUGCCGAAAAGGGGACACAGAGAACUAGAUUUCUCCUACGCCUUGUACCUAUAUCGACGGUUUGCCGAGCAAACUUGAAGGAUAUACUGGAAGCAGCGGGAACCCUGUUUGAUAAACAUUUUCUGAAAGAAUCACACACAUAUUCCAUCAUUUUCAAUAAGCGGUAUAAUAAUAAUAUUUCCCGCGAUGAAAUCAUCAAGGAAUUGGCGGAUAUAGUUGCAGCUAAGAAUAUUAAAAACAAAGUUGAUUUGAAAAACCCUGAACUCUGUAUUUUAGUCGAAGUAAUCAAAGGAUUGUGCUGUAUAAGUGUUCUCCCGGACUAUAUCAAACUGAAAAAAUACAAUUUGGUGGAGUUGGCAUCUAAACCGACCGAGAAGACAGAUGUGAAGUCGGAAGAUAAAGCAGAAGUGAAGCCGGACGACAAUUCAGAAAAGAAGACGGACGACAACGCAGAAGAGAAGUCGGACGACAAAGAAAAAGCAGGGAAUAGCAGUGAGGAUAAACAAGCUGAGUGUACUGAAGCGGAUUCUUGAGAGAAAUAAAUACUUAUUUUACAAAAAAUUAAUAUUGUAUAUG
This is a messenger RNA of Hermetia illucens (black soldier fly), 1063 nucleotides long. Its product is annotated as THUMP domain-containing protein 1 homolog. Gene Ontology annotation, biological process: tRNA modification. Lineage: Eukaryota; Metazoa; Arthropoda; Insecta; Diptera; Stratiomyidae. The record is from RefSeq and is a predicted model, not a curated record. The transcript has a single exon. Gene Ontology annotation, molecular function: RNA binding. Bases 85 to 1020 code for a protein of 311 amino acids.